This is a messenger RNA of Photinus pyralis (common eastern firefly), 1340 nucleotides long. RefSeq names its product ras association domain-containing protein 10-like. Bases 9 to 1259 code for a protein of 416 amino acids. NCBI's taxonomy places the organism in Eukaryota, Metazoa, Arthropoda, Insecta, Coleoptera, Lampyridae. The record is from RefSeq and is a predicted model, not a curated record. The transcript is spliced from 5 exons.
AUACUAGAAUGAUGUGGAUGGAAACUGCAAAGAAAGACUUGCUAAUAAGGGAAUCGGAUGCCGAUAGUGAUAGUAGCGGUGAAGAGUUGCCAAUUUGGAUUAGAGGUGAACAGCGGUGGGUGUCCGGGGUUGUUGCUGAAACUACGUGCCAAGACAUCGUUUCCGUUCUGUUAAGGGACGAAGAAUCCAGGGGUCACUACGUAAAUGAAUCGGAACUUUACCACAUCACAGAAAGAUGGAGAGGCGUCGAACAGCCAUUAGAUCCACAAGCAGCCAUUUUAGAUAUUUGGAACGCGUGGGGUACAGCACAACCAGAGGUAAAAAUCUCCCUAAGAAGAAUAAAAGACGAGAGGUAUCUAAGUCGUAAAAAACGUUGCAGAUCAGACUCAAGUACACGCUCAGAUAGAAGUGCUUACAAAACAGUUCAUCCACGUCGAUUACACGCCUUGCAAAGUGAAAAACAACCGUCGAGCACAGAGCAACUAAUUAAGUUAGUUUUAGCGCAAGGGGAGGUGAUUAGGAAACAGCUCAGAAAAUUAAGACACAGUGAGCAUCAAAUCGGUUACCUAGAAGAAAAAACACACAAAGCGAGGGUUAGGAAGCACGGAAGUAAUUAUUUGUUAGAAACUUAUCUUAAGGGAUUAUCGGAAGCGGUCGAUCCGAAUUUGGAAGAGAAUCCUAACGCUGACAGGCAUAGUGAUAGUGGGGUUGUAACCGAAGGGGAUAGUGAGCAAUCUAAUCAUAAUAAACAGGCGUCUUCCGUUGAGAAUGAGCGUUUUUCACCAUCGUCGGAAGAGCUGCAGAAAGAUAUUAAGGAUGAUGACACCAGCUCAAUCGAAAGCGAAACGACUUUGAAGGCACAAUCAGAAUUAUUUGAAAUGAUUUCGAAGUUAAACAAAAAACUGUUAAAAGAAGAGGAAUGCCUUGUUAGGUUACACGCAAACAUAAAAAAGUACGAGAAGCAGAAUAAAAACUGCACGGACGAAAUCGGGAAGGCACUGUCCAACUUGCGAACGGAAAUGACGAAAAGUGCGUGUGAGAUGCAACACAACGAAAUAGUUCUUGAGGAAACUCGGGAAAAGUUGUCAAGUAGAAAAUCGUAUUUAGAUAAUUUACAUAAGGAUUUGAUAAACGAAGAACAAGAGUGUGAGAUGUUACAAGCACUUCUAUAUAGUACAACGCUUAGGCCACAGAAACGAGAGUAUUACACAAAUUAUAAAUCACAUUAUACCAAAGAAGUCUUAGAUACCUUAGUUUGAUAAAUCAGUUCAUUUGCUAUACCAAAUAUUAUGUACCUAACCAUUAAAAUUAAGUCAAUAAUAUUUAAUCGUGUCACGUGA